AAAGAUUUGGAAAAUUUAGCAAGAUUCUGGCAUCACCCAGUUUGUUUCAGAAAUUGUUCCAGUUAUCACUUGAGUUAAAUUAAAAAUAUUCACCGUAACACAAAAGUUAAACUUAAUGAAAACUUACCAGAUGGCAGUAAAACUGCUCCUGCAGAUCUACAACAGGUCAAGGAUGCUUUAAUCUGUAGUGAUAAGGGAAAUACAGAAAACAAGUUUUUCUUUGUUUUAGAUAUUUGAUGUUCCAUAAAUCUGCAAAUAUUUAUUCGCAUGUCUGCAGAUGGGAUUGCAGUUUCCUACAUGGUAGUUUAGUUGAGGAGGUGGAUGGGCAUACGGCAGUUCUUUAUCACCGACUUCAGCUAGACUGGUUCCCAAUGUUUGUGUGGCCUCGUGAUCUUUGUUAUGUGCGAUACUGGCGCCGAAAUGAUGAUGGAAGUUAUGUUGUUUUAUUUCGCUCUAGGGAACAUGAAAACUGUGGUCCACAGCCUGGGUGUGUUCGGGCACAUAUUGAAAGUGGAGGAUUUAAUAUUUCCCCCUUAAAACCUCGAAAUGGGAGGCCCAGGACACAAGUCCAGCAUCUUAUGCAGAUUGAUCUGAAGGGAUGGGGUGUGGGUUACUUGUCAUCUUUUCAGCAGUAUUGUGUCCGUCAAAUGUUAAAUAGUGUAGCUGGUUUACGUGAAUGGUUUGCUCAAUCAGAUGAAAGAAAUGCUCAUCCAAGAAUUCCUGUCAUGGUUAAUAUGUCCUCAACAGCUGUUUCUUCAAAGAAGAAUCAGAAGCCAAAUGAUUUUUCUGUCAAUCCUACUUCUCUUGAUCAAAUGAAUGCUACAAGCAGAAGUUCUGCCUUGAUAGAUGAAUAUUCUGAUGAUGAAGAAGAUUUUCAAAUAGCAGAACCUGAACAAGAGGCAUACCAAAUUGGUCUUGAGAAUGAUGUGAGAAAAACAGCCUUGGAAGAAGAACCGGCACAUGAAAUUGACUUUUCUUCCUUUUCGGGCAAUUUGCGCCGAGAUGACCGUGAUAAUGCUCGGGACUGCUGGAAAAUUUCUGAUGGAAACAACUUCAGAGUCAGAAGCAAGCAUUAUUGCUAUGACAAAACAAAGAAGGUUCCUGCUGGAAAACAUAUGCUGGACCUUGUUGCUGUUGAUUGGUUUAAAGACUCAAAAAGAAUGGACCAUGUGGCUAGGCGUCAUGGUUGUGCGGCGCAAGUUGCUUCAGAAAAAGGAUUUUUCUCCAUUGUUAUUAAUCUUCAAGUGCCUGCAUCAACACACUAUAGUAUGGUAUUUUAUUUUGUGACAAAGGAGUUAGUUUCUGGAUCCCUCUUGCAUCGCUUUGUUGAUGGUGAUGAUGAGUUUCGAAACAGCAGGUUUAAGCUCAUACCAUCAGUCCCAAAGGGCUCAUGGAUUGUACGCCAGAGUGUUGGUAGUACUCCUUGUUUACUGGGAAAGGCGGUUGAUUGCAACUAUAUUCGGGGUCCCAAGUAUUUAGAAAUUGAUGUUGAUAUUGGUUCUUCUACUGUUGCUAAUGGAGUUUUGGGUCUGGUUAUUGGUGUGAUUACAACAUUGGUGGUUGAUAUGGCUUUUCUUGUACAGGCAAAUACACCUGAUGAAUUGCCCGAGAGGCUUAUUGGAGCUGUUCGUAUUUCUCAUUUAGAGCUCAAAUCUGCCAUCGUCCCAAAACUGGAACCAGAUCCAUCAUGACUGACCGAGUCGUUUCUGUUCUUCUAUACAAAAUCAUUUGUUUGCAAUAUGCAGGUGUACCAUUUUUUUUCCACUGUGAUUUAGGUUCAUUGUUUUAUAAUUGGGUUCUUCUAUGAAAUCUUAAAAGGAAAUUCUUCUUUCCUUUUCCCCCUUUCUUGGUUUUUUUUUUUUUGUAGUUCAUUUAAGUGUUAAGCUGAUAGGAUCUGUAUUUUGUCAAUGUAUUCAUAUUCGGAUAUAUUUCAUCUGAUUAUGAAGUAUUGCCAUAUAGUUCUAAAAAAAAAUUUUGUAACUCCCAGUAAGUUAGAAGAAAAAGGGAAAGUUUUCGGUCAUUUCAUCCCGUCAUGGAAUUUGCUCGUGUAAUAAUGUACAUAGUUUCUCCUUCAUGACAUCUCUCAUCACCAAAGAUUGUAUCUACAUUUUGUAGUAAUGCAGUUUCUUUCUCAUUUCUAAGGUUUUA
Messenger RNA from Glycine soja, 2148 nucleotides. RefSeq names its product protein ENHANCED DISEASE RESISTANCE 2-like. The transcript is spliced from 13 exons. Gene Ontology annotation, molecular function: lipid binding. The record is from RefSeq and is a predicted model, not a curated record. The coding region runs from base 237 to 1691 and encodes 484 amino acids. NCBI's taxonomy places the organism in Eukaryota, Viridiplantae, Streptophyta, Magnoliopsida, Fabales, Fabaceae.